Molecule: messenger RNA, 1573 nt
Organism: Gossypium arboreum
Lineage: Eukaryota; Viridiplantae; Streptophyta; Magnoliopsida; Malvales; Malvaceae
Product: S-adenosylmethionine synthase 1-like
Exons: 2
Coding region: 158-1339 (393 amino acids)
Biological process (GO): S-adenosylmethionine biosynthetic process
Cellular component (GO): cytosol
Molecular function (GO): ATP binding; methionine adenosyltransferase activity
Source: RefSeq, a predicted model, not a curated record
UAACUUCCAUUCUCUCUAUAAAUAAGCACGUUCGAGACCAGAUUCGUCGUGCCCUUGAGUUCCGCUUCUAUAGAGGUCUGGUCUGCUCAACAUCCUCUCUCUUUCUCUCGACAAAAGACUCAGAUCCACCCGUGAAUCUUUGUUCCAGCUUGUUAGAAUGGAGACAUUUCUAUUCACAUCUGAGUCUGUCAACGAGGGUCACCCUGACAAGCUUUGUGACCAGAUCUCUGAUGCUGUGCUCGAUGCCUGCCUUGCCCAGGACCCUGACAGCAAGGUUGCCUGUGAAACAUGCUCCAAGACUAACAUGGUCAUGGUCUUUGGAGAAAUUACCACCAAAGCUAAUGUAGACUAUGAGAAGAUUGUGCGUGAAACGUGCCGCAACAUUGGAUUUGUUUCUGAUGAUGUGGGUCUUGAUGCUGACAACUGCAAGGUCCUGGUCAAUAUUGAGCAGCAGAGCCCUGAUAUUGCCCAGGGUGUCCAUGGCCACUUUACCAAGCGCCCAGAAGAUAUUGGAGCUGGUGACCAGGGCCAUAUGUUUGGUUAUGCCACUGAUGAAACCCCAGAAUUCAUGCCUCUCAGCCAUGUCCUUGCAACUAAGCUUGGGGCACGUCUUACUGAGGUUAGGAAGAAUGGUACCUGCCCCUGGCUAAGGCCUGAUGGUAAAACACAGGUUACUGUUGAGUACUACAACGAUAAUGGUGCCAUGGUUCCGGUUCGUGUUCACACUGUCCUCAUCUCCACCCAGCAUGAUGAGACUGUUACAAAUGAUGAAAUUGCUGCUGACCUCAAAGAGCAUGUUAUCAAGCCUGUUAUUCCUGAGAAGUAUCUUGAUGGGAAGACGAUCUUCCACCUCAACCCAUCUGGCCGCUUUGUCAUUGGUGGUCCUCACGGUGAUGCAGGUCUUACCGGUCGUAAGAUCAUCAUUGACACUUACGGUGGCUGGGGAGCCCAUGGUGGCGGUGCUUUCUCUGGAAAGGACCCAACCAAGGUGGACAGAAGUGGAGCUUACAUCGUUAGGCAAGCUGCCAAGAGCAUUGUAGCUAAUGGGCUUGCACGCAGGUGCCUCGUGCAGGUCUCCUAUGCUAUUGGUGUGCCGGAGCCCUUGUCUGUCUUCGUAGACAGCUACGGAACUGGAAAGAUUCCUGACAAGGAAAUCCUCCAAAUUGUGAAGGAGAACUUUGAUUUCAGGCCUGGAAUGAUCACCAUCAACCUGGACCUCAAGAGGGGUGGCAAUGGCCGGUUCUUGAAGACAGCUGCCUAUGGACAUUUUGGAAGGGACGACCCCGACUUCACCUGGGAAGUUGUGAAGCCCCUCAAAUGGGAAAAGCCUCAAUCUUGAAGUCCCCCGUCCGUACUGCUCCGUGCCUUUCUCAUUCACGGUGCUGAAUAAUCCCGAUGUUUCGUAGCUCCUACCGGAAAUAUCUAAUCUCAUACUUAUAAUGCCCUUUUUCUUUUUCAUUUUCUAUUUCUUCUUUUAUCAAUGGCUGUUAUGAUUUAUGUGUCUUUUUAUCAGCGACGGUGUUGCAAAAAUGAAUGAGAAUUUUGCUUAUAUUGAUGGCACUGGAAUUAACAA